Gambusia affinis (western mosquitofish) is the source of this 2574-nucleotide messenger RNA. RefSeq names its product UDP-glucuronosyltransferase 2A2-like. The record is from RefSeq and is a predicted model, not a curated record. Bases 60 to 1631 code for a protein of 523 amino acids. The transcript is spliced from 2 exons. Lineage: Eukaryota; Metazoa; Chordata; Actinopteri; Cyprinodontiformes; Poeciliidae. Gene Ontology annotation, molecular function: UDP-glycosyltransferase activity.
ACCUCUGGAGUAUACACCGAACCAAAAGACUCACCAGAAACUCCGAAACUAUUUCUGAGAUGUACCUACUGACUCUGCUGACCUUGGCAGUGCUGCCAUUCGUGGUAAAUGGAGGGAAAGUUUUGGUCUUUCCUUUGGAUGGAAGUCACUGGGUCAACAUGAACAUCAUCAUAGAAGAACUUUACGCCAGAGGCCAUGAAGUCACCGUUGUGCGACCAUCAGAUGCCUGGUACAUCAAGCCAGACUCCCCUCAUUAUAAGUCCAUUACCAUUAACACUUCUGGAGGUGUUAAGAAAGAAAACAUUCAGCUAUAUGUAACAAGAACUCUAAACAUGAGGCGCCAAGGUGCUUCCUUCUGGACUCGGAUAUCUCUAGAGUAUGACGUCAUGGCACACUUUUACGGGAUGCAUAAGAAAGGACUUCAGAUGGUUGAAGAUGUUUUUGAAAAUAACCAACUUAUGCAAAGUCUCCGUGAUGCCAAAUAUGACAUGGUUCUAACUGACCCUGCAACUGGUGGAGGUGUUCUUCUGGGUCACCGUUUGGGUCUCCCUCUUGUUUUUAACGUCAGAUGGACAAUUCAGGGUGAAGGGCAUUACGCAAUUGCACCCUCCCCAAUGUCUUAUGUCCCGGUACUUUGGUCAGAACUACCUGAUAGAAUGACUUUCAUCCAGAGGGUCCAAAAUGUAUUGUAUUAUUUCUUCUCAUGCCUCCAAAUUUGGUACAUCACAGAUCCAAACUACAAACCCUUUGUCCAACGUCACUUUGGUAAAGAUGUAGAUUACAUGGAGUUGUUUAAAUCAGCUGACAUCUGGUUGAUGAGAAACGACUUCACCUUUGAGUUUCCACGACCAACAAUGCCAAACAUCGUCUACAUGUCAGGAUUCCAGUGCAAACCCUCCAAACCUCUCCCCAAACAACUGGAGGAGUUUGUAGAGAGUUCUGGAGAACAUGGUGUCAUUGUGAUGACAUUGGGGACAUUGGUAGAAAAACUCCCUGAAGACAUGGCUGAGGACAUUGCUGCUGCUUUUGCUGAGCUUCCCCAGAAGGUGAUCUGGAGGCACAAAGGAAAGAAACCAUCCACCCUUGGCAACAAUACCCUUAUCCUGGACUGGUUACCCCAAAAUGACCUCCUUGGUCAUCCCAAAACCAAAGUGUUUGUAGCUCAUGGAGGCACCAAUGGAUUGCAAGAAGCCAUCUAUCAUGGCGUUCCCUUGGUUGGCUUGCCCCUAAUGUUUGAUCAGCCAGACAACUUCUUCAAGAUGGGAUCAAGAGGAGUGGCCAAAGUCCUGGACUAUGGAACUGUAAAUAAAGAUGUCUUCUUGGAGGCUCUGAAGGAGGUUCUCUAUGAGCCUUCAUACAGAGAGAAGAUGAAGGAGCUGUCCAGCCUCCACAGGGAUCAGCCCAUGAAACCUCUGGAUCGAGCCAUGUUCUGGAUCGAGUUUGUCAUGAGGCAUAAAGGAGCGGCCCAUCUGAGGACUGAGUCCUACAAGAUGUCCAUGAUCCAGUACCACUCUGUUGAUGUUUUGGCAUUUCUGUUGGCAAUUAUUCUGCUGCUCUUAACUGUUUUUAUUUCUGUAGUAAAAUUUCUCUGGAAGAGAGUGUUUUAUAGCAGUAAAGCUAAAAAAGAAUAAUGAAAAUGUUUUCAAACUGAGACAAAUGUAUUUCAAACAGUGCAGUUGGUUAUCAUACAUGUUAGAUUUCAGUGUCUUGAAGUACAAAAUUUCCAAUAAUAUAUUAAUCAACUUACUAAUGAGAUUAAGAAAUACCAAAAAAUGAUGUCAUGUAUUUCCUCAGUCUUUUUGUCACAUGCCGUCUUGUUAAGUACAUCUAGAACUGUAUAUAAUUGAAAAAAUUUGGUGAGCACCAUGUUUUUGAAUAGGGAUAUUUCUUAUUUCUGAAUGUUGUUGAAGGUGUUUUAGCUGUUUAUGAUUAUUCUAAAGCACUGAUUUAAAUAUGUGAAAUUCAGAAAUGAUUUUUUUCAGCUGCCAAUUUGUUAAAAUAUACAUUAAAAACAAAAAACUCUCAUUUGUUCAUUCCUAUGUAAAUGCAAGUUGUCUCUAAAAACUUUAUUUUAUAGUUACUGAUCUCUACAGAUCAACAUCAAUUCAGAAUAUGACUUGUAGACAUACACAUGAAAUGCACCUUUAAAAGCUGAAGUGCCCCCAUAGUCAUCAUUGCCUCAUAAAUGUCAAACUAAAAUCUCUAAAAUCUUAAUAUCUCACAUGUAAUUGUUGAUAUUAUUGACUUUGGUUCCUAACUCCCAAUUAACAAAAACAAAGAGUUGCAAACAGCUACUGUGGACUGUUGUACCUAUAGAUUAGUUGCCAACUCUUGUUAGUGCGGAAGUAAAUGAAUCCAUGUUCCAGGAACCAGAAUAAAUUGAUCUGACCUCUUUGUUUUGACAGGUACGGAUUUUGUUCCUCACCUCAAAUUAGGACAGCUCAUAAUAAAAAAAUUGACAGUAUCCAACAACAAAAUGUUUCACGUCCAAACGUUUGCAUGUUGAUUGGUUUACCUAACAUCAGUGCUUGAUUAGUAGGGUCAGGUCUAACAUCUCUGUAUCUCCCAUCGGGA